This is a messenger RNA of Dendrobium catenatum, 948 nucleotides long. RefSeq lists its product as uncharacterized. The coding region runs from base 1 to 948 and encodes 315 amino acids. The record is from RefSeq and is a predicted model, not a curated record. Gene Ontology annotation, molecular function: nucleic acid binding. Lineage: Eukaryota; Viridiplantae; Streptophyta; Magnoliopsida; Asparagales; Orchidaceae. The transcript is spliced from 2 exons.
AUGUGUUCUUUAUCAGGUAAAUCCAUUACUGCUCGUGCGUAUGAAGCCCAAUACAGCGGAAAACAAUGUGAAGAAGUCUCAGGUUUUGCGAGUUGGCUUAAACAGCUGAAGCUCACUGCACGAGCAGAACUUUUUCGGUGGAGGUUGAGCAGAGGAGAAAUCCAACCAAAUGAAAUUUUGAAAUACAGGAAAAUUAAUAAUGAUGAUCAAUGUGUUCGUGGUUGUGGGGAUAUUGGAAAUCUAUCACAUAUUAUUGUAAACUGCAAGUAUCUGCAGGAGGUGCUGAAGAAAAUUCAGGAAUGGGGUUUCUUUGUUCCUAUUUUUAAUUCUCUGGAUGAAUGUUUAAGUGAGUUCAAAAGUCUUUCGAGGAUUGCACCUAAUAUAGUUACUCUAUAUUGUAAUGCUGUAUUCAUAUAUUGGAAAAACAGAAAUGAUAUAGCUCACGGGAAAACAGUGAACACUGUCUCUGCAACGGCAACAAAUGUGAUAUCUACGGAUUUUUUAUCUUCUUGUCCUCUCUUAGCUAGCUGGGGUGCUAAUCUCCCUUGGGAGUUUCAAAGUUUUUGGCACCCUCCACCGCAGGGAUGGAUCAAGAUCAAUGUAGAUGCAGCUCUCUUACUAUCUUAUAAUGUUGGAAUUGGUGGCUGUUUUAGAGAUGAUAAAGGCAGGAUUUUAGUGGCUUUUGGGGAAAAUAGAACUCAUUGGGACAUUGCCAAUCUAGAACUGGAAGCGGUGAUGGCAGUUAAGAAGUACUUACAACCGUGGAUGAUGGAUUACAAAGGACUUAUAAUUGAAGGGGACAACAUCAAUGUGAUCAAAUUCAUUCAAAAUUCUAUGAAUAAGGCAAAGUGGCAAAGCUACAAUCGGAUAGAGGAAAAUCUUCUAUUCUUAACCGACUUUAAUAAGCAUUCCUUCUUCUCUAGGCUCUCUUUUGAAGAAGGAAUGUGA